This is a messenger RNA of Penicillium lagena, 375 nucleotides long. Its product is annotated as nuclear transport factor 2 family protein. The transcript has 6 exons. The coding region runs from base 1 to 375 and encodes 124 amino acids. Gene Ontology annotation, cellular component: nuclear pore central transport channel. NCBI's taxonomy places the organism in Eukaryota, Fungi, Ascomycota, Eurotiomycetes, Eurotiales, Aspergillaceae. Gene Ontology annotation, biological process: protein import into nucleus. The record is from RefSeq and is a predicted model, not a curated record.
AUGGACUUCAACGCCGUCGCUGAACAGUUCGUCAAUUUCUACUACCAGAGCUUCGACAGCAACCGCGGUGGUCUUACCCCUCUCUACCGCGACCAGUCGAUGCUCACCUUCGAGACCAGCCAGGUCCAGGGCGCUGCCGCCAUCACUGAGAAGUUGACUAGCCUGCCCUUCCAGCAGGUGCGCCACCAGAUCGCCACCCUCGAUGCCCAGCCCUCCAGCGACGGCAGCAUUGUCGUCCUGGUGACCGGUGCUCUCCUGAUCGACGAGGAACAGAAGCCCAUGAACUACACGCAGUGCUUCAAGCUCUCUCCCGACGGGUCGGGCAGCUACUUCGUGUUGAACGACGUCUUCCGCCUGAUCUACGCCGCCUCGUAA